GCCAUAUCUCGGGCCAAAGUUAUCGCGAGUAGUCUAUUUGUUUGUCGUCUAGAAGGCAGUCCGGCGGAACAUCAGAAUUACCUCGGCAGGCUGCCAUAGAAAGGACGUGAUCUCCUGAACACUUUAGUUUCCUCCAGAUUGCGCCUAACCAGGCGCCUUCUCAGGUAAAAUGAUGAUCAAAGUGAAGACACUGACGGGCAAGGAGAUCGAGAUUGACAUCGAGCCUUCUGACACUAUUGAGCGCGUCAAGGAACGUGUGGAAGAGAAGGAAGGGAUUCCUCCAAUUCAGCAACGGCUUAUUUUUGCAGGAAAACAGAUGAAUGACGACAAGACAGCUAAGGAUUACAACAUCGAGGGCGGUUCAGUGCUCCAUUUAGUGCUUGCCCUGCGUGGCGGAUGCUGAUUGGUCCUGCACAUCGCGGCGCCCCUGGCUGAUGUCUUGCCUGUGUGUACCUGUUCCCAUGGUCAAUCUUUAGGAGGGCGCUCUGACGUCUGAUCACCAUUCCAUGCGUAGAGGCACCCUGUUCACCAGAAUGGGUGCUAUACCCCAAAAAUUAUUCAGCAAUUAUUUCUCGGAAAGGCGGAGGAUUAUAAGACAGGAGUGUUCUUGACCUUCCCACGAGCUAGGUUGUGAAUUUGGUGAUCGUGAGCCGGCUUCUGUUGUUUGUUAGAUACUGAUGGAGGCAGACACCUGUGAUUCGUAGUCUAUGACAGGAGCAACUGCUGAAGCUGAGGUCUCAAACAACAAUUAUCCUGCCAGCACGUGUGGAGAAUGGAGUUUGGAGUUGAUCUUAAAUGCUUUGAGACACCGGUGAUGUUGCCCGAGCCCGUGAUGUACAUGCAUCUUCUUGACACAGGAGUCUGACCUUGAUAAAUCCAAUUCUCUGUCCUGCGAUUGCCAGAUAUCUGCAGAGCUUCCAGGUUAUAUUCUGGUUGGAUCAGGGAUUUGCGAGUGUCGCGCGCGCGUGGCAUUGCGCAAGAAAUGCUCGGCACUGUGGGUGACCCUUCAAGUUGACUUUCCAACAAGGGUCCUCUAAUUUAUUAGACUGCAACUGCACAUUGCUGCCAGCCACAGUGUCACGGUGUAGCCAGCCAGGCAGGCGCCGGGGUAGGCAUGAUUCACUCAGUGCAUUGCACUGCUGGCCAGCACUGCUGGCCACCGUAGCCAUGGCAGCCGGGGUACUUUCAUCAUGGUGAUGAUCACGAUCAAAUGCUGCAGCUGGCUGUGUACGAUGUACAAACGCAUGAGCUGUCUCUCC
Coccomyxa subellipsoidea C-169 is the source of this 1259-nucleotide messenger RNA. RefSeq names its product ubiquitin. The record is from RefSeq and is a predicted model, not a curated record. Gene Ontology annotation, molecular function: protein tag activity; ubiquitin protein ligase binding. Gene Ontology annotation, cellular component: cytoplasm; nucleus. Gene Ontology annotation, biological process: protein neddylation; modification-dependent protein catabolic process; regulation of proteolysis. Lineage: Eukaryota; Viridiplantae; Chlorophyta; Trebouxiophyceae; Coccomyxaceae. The transcript is spliced from 4 exons. The coding region runs from base 170 to 403 and encodes 77 amino acids.